Phragmites australis (common reed) is the source of this 574-nucleotide messenger RNA. RefSeq lists its product as uncharacterized. The transcript has 4 exons. Bases 4 to 429 code for a protein of 141 amino acids. Gene Ontology annotation, biological process: protein targeting to vacuole; late endosome to vacuole transport via multivesicular body sorting pathway. NCBI's taxonomy places the organism in Eukaryota, Viridiplantae, Streptophyta, Magnoliopsida, Poales, Poaceae. The record is from RefSeq and is a predicted model, not a curated record.
GCCAUGGAGAACCUAGCGCUGCUGUGGGGGAUCAUCGGGCCGGGCGUGGCCGGCGCCGUCUUCGGCGCGGGCUGGUGGUUCUGGGUGGACGCCGUCGUCUGCAGCGCCGUCCAGAUCUCCUUCCUCCACUACCUUCCUGGGAUCUUCGCGUCGCUGGCGGCGCUCAUGUUCAACUGCGUCAACAAGGAUGAGAUCGGAUACGACUAUUACUCGCCCUACGGGGACGAUUCCGAGUGGAGAGUGAAGCUCUGGCUUUUCGUGGCAUAUGUCGUUUCGUUUGUCUGCCUAGCUGGGUCUGUGGGUUUGUUGGUUCAAGAUGCGCUGACUGACAAGGGUCCAUCUGUCUGGACCGGUGUUGCUGGCGUUCUGCAAUGUGUUCUUGUGUUGAUAAGUGGGUUGAUAUAUUGGACGUGCCACUCUGAGGAUUAAGAGUCAAAAACUCGUAAUGUUCUGGGCAGACGUGCAAGGUUGGUCUUAAUCUUGUGAAAGAAAAAAAUAUAUCUACCAGUGUAUGAUUUUGUUUGAGGAAAAUCAUGUCCGUUAGUGUGGAAAGAGUAAAUUUUUCGUCUGUGCA